AUGUCUCCCAAGCACUUGUUAGCGUUCCUCUUUGGGGUGGUAUUUCUCACCACUUCUGGCUUGGCUGAUUACAAGCCACCUGUUGAGAAACCACCUACAUACAAGCCUCCGGUUGAGAAACCUCCUGUUUACAAACCACCUACGUAUAAGCCACCAGUUGAGAAACCUCCUGUUUACAAGCCACCUGUUGAGAAGCCUCCCACCUAUAAGCCUCCAGUUGAGAAACCUCCUGUUUACAAGCCACCUGUUGAGAAGCCUCCCACCUAUAAACCCCCAAUUAAAAAACCACCUGUUCACGAACCACCAAUUGAGAAAUCCUCCACAUACAAGCCAUCACCAGUUGAAAAGCCACCCACCUACAAACCUCCAACUGAGAAACCGCCUACUUAUAAGCCACCAGUUGAGAAGCCUCCUGUUUACAAGCCACCAGUUGAGAAGCCUCCUGUUUACAAGCCACCAAUAGAGAAACCACCAGUUUACAAGCCACCUACGGAAAAACCACCAACCCACCCGUCACCGUCUUAUGGUCAUUAUCCUAAGCACCCUCCGUCAACGACAGAGAACUGA
Molecule: messenger RNA, 567 nt
Organism: Neltuma alba
Lineage: Eukaryota; Viridiplantae; Streptophyta; Magnoliopsida; Fabales; Fabaceae
Product: repetitive proline-rich cell wall protein 2-like
Exons: 1
Coding region: 1-567 (188 amino acids)
Cellular component (GO): extracellular region
Molecular function (GO): structural constituent of cell wall
Source: RefSeq, a predicted model, not a curated record